Molecule: messenger RNA, 1466 nt
Organism: Arabidopsis arenosa
Lineage: Eukaryota; Viridiplantae; Streptophyta; Magnoliopsida; Brassicales; Brassicaceae
Source: the annotation of a GenBank genome assembly
UCUGAUGAGUCUGAAAUCGAAAAGCAUUCACACAACGAAGAUCACUAAUGGCUCUCGAGGCGUGGUUUAUGGACGAUAGCAAUGAAGAUCAGAGACUUCCUCAUCAUCGUAACCCUAAAGAGCUCGUCUCGUUGGAUUACUUGGCAGAGUUGGGAGUGUUGUACUGGAAGUUGAACCCUGAGAACUACGAAAAUGAUCCUGAACUUGGCAAGAUUAGAGAAGAAAGGGGUUACGAUUACAUGGAUUUGUUGGAUCUGUGUCCCGAGAAAGUCAGCAACUACGAAGAGAAGUUGAAGAACUUUUUCACAGAACACAUUCACAAGGACGAGGAGAUUCGGUACUGUCUAGCGGGAAGUGGCUACUUUGAUGUUAGGGACAAGGAUGACCGUUGGAUCCGUAUCUGGAUGCAACCGGGUGAUCUUAUCAUCCUUCCCGCCGGAAUCUACCACCGGUUCACACUCGACACCAGCAACUACAUCAAGCUAAUGAGGCUGUUCGUGGGAGAACCGGUGUGGACACCAUAUAACCGGCCACAGGAAGAACAUCCGGGUCUCAAAGAAACAGAACCAACGGCUUUCUUGACAAAAACCUACAACAUAGUGGAGGAUUCAAGCACAAACAACAUAGUUUCAUGGAGCAGAGACAACAACAGCUUCAUUGUCUGGGAACCAGAGACUUUUGCCCUAAUUUGUCUCCCUAGAUGCUUUAAGCACAAAAAUUUCUCCAGCUUUGUUAGACAACUCAAUACUUAUGGGUUUAAGAAGAUUGAUACAGAGAGAUGGGAGUUUGCAAAUGAGUAUUUUCUAAAGGGAGAAAGACAUCUUCUUAAGAACAUCAAGAGAAGAAAGACAUCAUCUCAAACGCAAACGCGGUCGCUAGAAGGCGGUAGAUUUCGACUAGAAGGAGAGAUCCAUGAGCUGAGAAGAGACAGAGUGGCUUUAGAACUAGAACUAGUGAGACUGAGACGAAAACAAGAAAGCAUGAAGACAUAUCUUCAUUUGAUGGAAGAGAAACUGAAAGUCACAGAAGUGAAACAAGAAAUGAUGAUGAAUUUCUUGCUAAAGAAGAUUAAGAAACCGAGUUUUUUGCAGAGCUUAAGGAAACGUAAGCUGCAAGGAAUGAAGAAUCAAGAGCAAAGACAAGAGGUUAUCUCAAGCCAUGGUGUUGAGGAUCAUGAUACGUUUGUUAAAGCUGAGCCGGAAGAGUAUGGUGAUGACAUCGGUGAUCAAUUUGGAGGUGUUUUUAGUUAUGGUGAUGAGCUUCACAUAGCUUCAAUGGAGGAUCAAGGACAAGAAGGAGAUGAAAUGGAAAUGGAUAGUGAAGGAAUUUGGAAGGGUUUCGUGUUGAGUGAGGAGAUGUGUGAUUUAGGGGAACAUUUUAUAUAAUACACUAAAGUAUAUUAUGGGAGUUUUUUUUUCUUCCAAUUUGUCAUCUACCAUUUUUCGCAGUAAAUUACCAAAUUUGAA